CCAACCCUCUCUCCUCAUGAAAUCGAGCCAGCACCAGCCACGCCAACAGCCUGCCACCCGUGUCAUCCCUGCAUGCGCGAAGCAGGUGAGACUGGACAGGAGCAGCCAGCCCCAUGACGCCCUCUUAAGACGAGGACGAGGAGGAGGCGGUGGACCAGUUCGUUCGCGUUGCCCGCGACUCUCUCCGUCCUCCUACUGCCCACCCGACUCACACGCUUGGCACGCGCGUGCUUCCACCCGUCCGUCGCCUCUCUCUCGGCUGCCUGAUUGAUUUGGUUGCCCCGGUUCCAGCAAUGGCGGUCCAGGCGCAUUAUCACCACCACUACCACCGCGAGUCCCCUUUCCUCGUCAGCGGCGCGCCGGAGGGCAGCCGGUUGGCGGCGGCGAUGGAGCUGCAUCAUCAGGCGCAGAAGGAGGCUAUGGCGCCGCAGCAGGCUCAGGCUCCGCCCCUCUUCUUGGACUUCUCGCAUGGAGAUUACGGCGGCGGGAGGAAGCGGCAGCGCGAGGCGGAGCCCAUGUCGUCGCAGUUCUUCUCUCUGCAGCAGCAACCGCAGGCGCAGGGGCCCAAGGUGAUCAACCUGGCGCAACUUCAGAAGCGGACGGCGAUGGGCCUCCGGCUCGACUUCGACGAGGGCUCGGAGCACGUGUCGUGCACGUCCCCGGCCUCGGCCUCGGCCUCAUGUCUCCUCUCUAAAGAGCUCGCCGCGCAGCGCGAUCAGCACAGGAACGAGAUGGACCGGCUGAUCCAGGAACAUGCGGACAGGCUCCGGCGCGCGCUGGCCGACACUCGGCGGCGGCACUACCGUUCGCUGGUCGGCGCGGCGGAGGCGGCGGCUGCUCAACGGGUAAGGGAGAAGGAGGCGGAGGCGUCGGAGGCCGCGCGGCGCCGCGCGGACCUGGAGGACCGGGUGGCGCGGCUGAGGGCGGAGGCGGCGGCGUGGCAGGCCAAGGACGCAGCGGAUCAGUCCACAGCCGCGGCGCUCCACGCGCAGCUGCAGAAGGCGGCGGCGGCGCAGGCGAGGGGCAAGGCCGAGGAGGAGGACAACGUGGGCGCCGCGGCGGACGACGCCGGGUCCUGCUUCGUCGACCCGGACAGGGUCGUGGAGGUCGCCCCGCCGCGCCCGCUGGCCAGGCCGUGCCGGACGUGCGGGCAGCGUUCGGCCUCCGUCGUGCUGCUCCCGUGCCGCCACCUCUGCGUCUGCGCCGAGUGCGAGCCCGCCGUCCCCGCUGCCGGCGCCGUCGCGGCUGCCUGCCCCAUGUGCCGUGGCGCGGUGACCGGCACCGUGCAAGUGUUCUUCUCCUAGCAAGCUUUAGGAAAGGGGAAAAUGCUAAAAGAAAAAGCAAGACAAAAUCGUUGCUCCUGCCAAAAGGAAUGAUCCGUGAAAAUGGGGAAUUGUUCAUGAUAGUCCGUUCUCUGCUUCUUUUUUUUUUCUCUCCCUCUCUCAGUUGUUUAUUAUAAUCCUUCUAUUAGUAUAUAAGUCGAUCUCUUCUAGUACUGCUAGGAAUAGGAUUAGGUUCCUGCUUUAUUUUCCCUUGGUUUCUUCUGGAAGGCAUAUGAUCGACCAUGGACCCCAGUACGUACAUUUUGGAAGGCAAUGAAUGAUUGUGCAAAAUUU
This is a messenger RNA of Zea mays, 1616 nucleotides long. RefSeq names its product putative RING zinc finger domain superfamily protein. Lineage: Eukaryota; Viridiplantae; Streptophyta; Magnoliopsida; Poales; Poaceae. Bases 294 to 1304 code for a protein of 336 amino acids. The transcript has 4 exons. Gene Ontology annotation, molecular function: ubiquitin-protein transferase activity. The record is from RefSeq and is marked validated.